CUUCCAGAAUCUCCAUAGACGGCUUCCACGACUCCUUUGCCCCGUCACCCAACCCAACCUUCCGCCCUUCGACCCCGAAGGAAACUGAACAUACCCUCGUCCUCCACCUUCCAUCGCCGGCAAACUCUACAAUGGCGCAAUCCGGUUAUUCAAACCCUUUGAAGAAGUUCAAGCUGGUGUUCCUCGGAGAGCAGAGCGUUGGGAAGACGUCACUUAUCACGCGCUUCAUGUACGACUCCUUCGACAACACCUACCAGGCCACGAUUGGCAUAGACUUUCUGUCAAAGACCAUGUACCUCGAGGACCGGACCGUGCGAUUACAGCUUUGGGACACAGCAGGCCAGGAGCGAUUCCGGAGUUUGAUCCCCUCUUAUAUUCGCGACUCGAGCGUGGCUGUGGUGGUAUACGACGUUACGAACAAGAAGACCUUCGAGAACACGCGGAAAUGGGUCGACGACGUGCGUGGUGAGCGUGGCAACGAUGUCAUUAUCGUCCUGGUGGGCAACAAGACCGAUUUGAACGACAAGCGUGAGGUCACCACAGCACAGGGAGAGGAAGAAGCGAAGAAGAACAACCUCAUGUUCAUUGAGACGAGCGCGAAGGUCGGACACAACGUGAAGACACUGUUCAAGAGAAUCGCACAGGCCCUACCUGGAAUGGAGGGUGAGGCACAGCAGGGUCAGAGUCAGAUGAUCGACGUAAACAUCAAUCCCAACCAGCCUGCAGACAACCAAGGCUGCUCAUGCUAGAGAACUUGGCAGCAUAUCUCCUUUAUCGACAUCGACUUUAGAACUACUAUCGUAAUCAGUUCCAGGGUCUCCUUUCCAGUCAUCCAUGGAUCUUGGGGGCCAAAUUUUGUAGCAUGGCGUCUUUUGGAAGGGUGGGAAAGGCAUGAAGCAGGGUCCGGGGAUUGCAUAUUCUUGUAGUAUAUGGACUCUUUCGUGCGUCUCACGCGAUUGUAAACUGGAAGAGAUGACACUAUGUAUGGGAUCCUGUGCCAGAAGUAAUCCUGCAAAUUUGAACCUGAAUUGUGCUUCAUUUAGCAGUAUCAAAGACUAUAUCCCAUAUGUGGAUAGGCCUAAAAGGCCGCAUGUUUUCAUUCCCAAAUAAGAGCACCCAAUUCGCCAAU
This is a messenger RNA of Mytilinidion resinicola, 1129 nucleotides long. Its product is annotated as ras-domain-containing protein. The record is from RefSeq and is a predicted model, not a curated record. The transcript has 6 exons. Lineage: Eukaryota; Fungi; Ascomycota; Dothideomycetes; Mytilinidiales; Mytilinidiaceae. Bases 132 to 749 code for a protein of 205 amino acids. Gene Ontology annotation, molecular function: GTPase activity; GTP binding.